This is a messenger RNA of Lymnaea stagnalis (great pond snail), 3325 nucleotides long. Lineage: Eukaryota; Metazoa; Mollusca; Gastropoda; Lymnaeidae. The record is from the annotation of a GenBank genome assembly.
AUGGAGGGAGGAAGUUGGGGCCUAGUUAUUUGCCUGGCAGCAUUCAUGAUUCAAGUUCUUGCAUUUGGUACUACAGCAGCCAUUGGAGUCUACAACAUAGAGCUCUUGGACUACUUUGAUGGGGCCACAGUUGGUGUCUCUUUGAUUGGUUCAAUUAAUUAUGGCGUGUUCUUAGGCUCAGGUGAGUUCAAUUUUAAUUUUUCAAACUAAAGAGCACUCUGUGGGUCUCCGGUCGCAUCUGAAGGGCAUUAAAUGGACACCAUCUGAAGAUCUGACCCUAUAUAUGAUAAAAUAUUUCUGGUUAUUUUCAAUUUAAUUAAUACAAAAGUAAAAAAAACUGUCCUUUUGCAAAAUUUAAUUAUGAGACAAAAAAAAAAACAAUCAAGAAAAACACCACUUCAAUAAAGGAGAUGGCUGAAAAUCUCCAUGGCAACAUCAUAAUGACAUCACUUUAUGGUUAGAGAAGGACUAAAAAUCAUUAAGUUUCCUGUGACUCAGUUGACCCUGAAACUGUAUUGCAGUAAUCUUUUAUGUUUUGGAUUUAAUGAAUAGGUGCUUGAAGAUUUAUGACAAUAGUUUUAUCUGAAUAUUGUUUUUAAUGAGCAUAUUUAUUGUUUCUUUUAAGGUCCAAUCGUUAGUUUCUUGAUGACAAAGUUUAGUUACAGACAGAUUGCUUUGGCUGGAUCACUGCUGAUAGCUGUGGGUCUCAUUGGCAUGCCAAUCCUACCUUACAUACCCGCUAUGUGUAUCUGCUUUGGAGUUCUCACAGGUGCAUAAGUAAAAAAAAACUAAGAUUUAUUCCUUUAAGUUGAGCCAUCUGUUUCUGUGUAGCUAAAACUUUAGCAUUGCUGCUCUGAGUCAGUGUCAAAGUUUGAGAAGUGUGAACUGUUCUUAGCUAUUGGGGAUAUGUUAUAGAUAUGAAGCAUUGUAGCAGCAUGUUUGAGAGAUGACUGCAUGUUUGAAAGAUGACUGUAUGUUUGAGAGAUGACUGCAUGAUUGAAAGAUGACUGCAUGUUUGAAAGAUGACUGCAUGUUUGAAAUAUGACUGCAUGUUUGAGAGAUGACUGGAUGUUUGAAAGACAACUGUAUGUUUGAAAGAUGACUGCAUGUUUGAAAGAUGACUGCAUGUUUGAAAGAUGACUGCAUGUUUGAAAGAUGACUGUAUGUUUGAAAGAUGACUGCAUGUUUGUUUGAAAUAUGACAGCAUGUUUGAGAGAUGACUGGCUGUUUGAAAGAUGACUGCAUGUUUGAAAGAUGACUGCAUGGUUGCGAGAUAAAUGCAUGUUUGAGAGAUGACUGCAUGUUUGAGAGAUGACAGCAUGUUUGAGAGAUGACUGCAUGUUUGAAAGAUGACUGCAUAUUUGAAAGAUGACUGCAUGUUUGAGAGAUGACUGCAUGUUUGCCAAGGGAGCAGAACAUUAAUGAUAUCAAGGGUCAGACAUUCUUUUAAUAAAGGGGGAUGGAAGGGGUUCAGUAGGCAUCUGUAUUCUUUGUGAUAUGUUAAUCUUUGCUCACUCUGUGAGUCCAAUUUUCAGGUCUAAAAACAUAUUCUUACCCAUAAUAGAAUAAUGGGAAAUUUAAAAAAAUGAAUCAUUAGUCUCAUAUGAAGAUUUAAGAACAGUUUUUCCCAAGAUAUUUGAGUUAGCCCCCAUGCUUUUAACAAAAACUUCAAUAAUAAAAUUGCAUGCCAUUUUUAUUCCUGUAUCUUAUAAUUAUUUAACUAUGCAGUUAGUAUUACGUUUAUUAAAAAAUAGUGUAUGAGUCAAAUAUUGAUGCAUUUGCCACGUUUUAUAUGGGGUUAUUUUAUUAGGAUUUUCAAAAGUUUUGACUGUGAUUAAAGUGAUAUAGACAGUGUCAUAUGGGGGAUAGGACUAAAAAAAAGGGCUUAAUAUUUUGAUGGUAAUGCUUCAACCAGUUCUUUUCAAUCUGUGGUUUCACCUCAUGGUUGUUGAUCCGAUUUGACUAAAAUAGAUAUUGUAUUGAGUUGAGAACUUCCUUAUUGUGCUGUUGUUUUUUACAGUUACAGCUAAAUAUAUAUUUUUAAAAAAAAAUUUUGAUUGAAAAUUAAUGUAAUUCAUAGAAUUUUCCCUGUUCAUUUUUUCCUUUAGGAUUCGGCUGCUGUUGUACCUACAUUCCCUCACAUGUGCUGAGUGGUUUGUAUUAUGAUAAAUAUCGCAGCCUGGCGACCGGGGUGAGCACUAGCGGUUCAGGGCUAGGAGGAGCCAUCAUGCCGGUGGUGGUUGGACUGCUCAUAGAGCAUUACACGUGGAAAGGGUCACUGAUUGUCGUGGCUGGUCUUUGCCUGCAUCUUUUUGUUUUCGCGGCCCUACUGCGGAAACCACCGCCUCUGCAAACAUCAGUUCUUGAAAUAGGAAUGAUGCCACCCUCAAACCAUUACUUGUCUUUUACAGAAAUCCCUAAUGAGGGUAACAUAUGUAUUGCAGAGGAAGAAAAUGAAGAACAGGUCGCUCAUGAGCAGGAUCCAUCUAGAUUUGAUUGUACUGACCGUUUAAGCUCAAACAACGAACUUUCAGAAAGAUCAGGGUCACAUAACAUAUCAGAACAGAAUGGCCAAGUCCGAAGUAGAGCUGCGGGCCACGAGGCUCAAAAACUGAUUCCAGCAGCCAAAUCCACACAUUUCCCAGAUCACAUGACCCAACUUCACUCCAUGUCAUUGACAUCUUUGCAUGCUGUCGGCUCGACACGAGGCGCCAGUGUGUUAGUUCUAGACUCUUCUGUGGAUGGCAUUGUACCAUUGUCCAAUAAUCCUGAUCAAGAACUGGACCAAGUCAUCACCAAUCAUGCUAAACCGGUCCCCAAUUCUUCACGACAUUUUUUCAUCUUCACCAACUGUAGAUUCAACAUCUACUUUUGUAGUAACAUCAUGUGGAAUGCCGGCUGCUCUAUCAUCAACUCGUUUGGCCCAGAGUUUUUAAGAGAGAAGGGUCUCACGCCCAUGGAAGCCGCGUGGCUCAGCGGAGCAUUUGGAUUAGGAUGUUUUGUUGGCGGAAUAGUCGGUGGAGUCUUUGGGAAUUUCAAAUUUGUUAACAGGCAGAUCUUUUACACUGUUUCCAAUAUCCUGAUGGGAAUUUUACUGAUUAUAUUCCCCAUGUUAGGCCACAUUGGCCUUUAUACACUGUGUCUGGUUUUAAGUGGAAUUUUCUUUGGAGUGAUACUCGGGCUGCUAAUUGUGGUCUUGACUGACCUCAUUGGAAUAGAGAGCCUCGGAAAUGGCCUUGGCUAUCUCAUGCUAUCUAAUGGCCUGGGGACUUUCAUAGGACCUCCUCUAGCAGGUAAGACAAGUUUGAAAAAGGAAACAUGUUAA